Messenger RNA from Pseudophryne corroboree (corroboree frog), 1315 nucleotides. RefSeq names its product low-density lipoprotein receptor class A domain-containing protein 2-like. Bases 35 to 1075 code for a protein of 346 amino acids. Lineage: Eukaryota; Metazoa; Chordata; Amphibia; Anura; Myobatrachidae. The transcript has 4 exons. Gene Ontology annotation, molecular function: protein binding. The record is from RefSeq and is a predicted model, not a curated record.
GGACUUCUGUGGUCAGACUGUCCGAGGCGAUGGAAUGAUUGUGAACUCACAUGGGGACUCCAGGAAAUACUACUUUGUGUCUAUUGGGACAGACUGCCGACUGACCAUGCAGGCCGCUACUCCGAAGGACAAGGUCCAGUUCCAGUUCCGCUUCUUCCUGGUCUACAGCCUCCUGCGCAUGUCCAACAUUCAGAGCCAGACAUCAGGGCCAGGUGUGAGCAGCAGCCUGCGAAACGCGUCAUCUCAAGAGGCUUCAAGGACACCUGGGAUGGGUGCAGACCCUCUAAGCGACCCCUGUAAUGCUGGCUCCUAUGUACAAUUCUACGAUGGCAAAGACCAUUACUCAGAAGCUCUAAGCACUCCUCUAUGUGGGAAGACCAUCCCCAGGCCAGUCCUGUCCACUGGCAGCUAUCUAACCCUACGCCUGGUCACCCGCGGCCAGCAGCCUAGAGUGGACUUUGUUGGUGAUUUUACCUCUUUCAGAAUAGGCUUCAACACCUCGGAGUGCAGGUCAGAGCCGUACUUCAGCUGCCAUAACGGCAAAUGUAUCCCGUCCAGCCUGGUGUGUGACGAGCGCAACAUCGAUAACUGUGGAGAUGGGAGUGAUCAGUCUGCCAGCCCCCCGGCCAACUGCGUCUCCUUGUACAGGAAAGGGGGGAACAGCAGAGUGCAAGGGAUGCCGGGAACGCCCACAGACGGACCAGGCAGCAGCGCGGCUACUUCACCAGACCUUCCGGCGACUGCGCUAAAUCUCAGCUGUGGGAACGAAGGCAAUCAGAAGCUGCUUGUGCCAGACAGCAUCCAGCCGCACGGAUAUAACAUAGACAGGAGAUCCUCCGCCUCCUUCCUUUACCUGUAUAUAAUCCUGGGGCUGGCCAUCGGCGUGGCUCUGCUGUUCUGGUGCUGCUGGUCCCCCGGCUGGUUCAUCUGGAGAGUCAGCGCCUGUCGCUUCAUUCCCUGCUGCAACUCCUUCUGCGCCUCUUGCCACCUCUGCACCCGAAGCUGCGUCCUGAAGGAGAAAAACCGACCCAGCAAAGUGACCCCCGAGACUACAGCGCCAACUGUGCCGGUGUGAAACUGGCCUCCACACGUCGGCACCAAACUCACGGCUGGAAAAGGGGCUUCCCACUACGUAAGGUCUAAACCUGGUUAUGGGGACCACUGGUCUGGUCCCACGGAGAAUAGAAACAUCCUGCCGGUAUUGCGAGCACAGUUCUACCUCAUUCUAACCCUGAUGGCUGCAGUGGACAUGACCACCUGGAACGCCCAUGUAUUGGCCGGAUGUAUCUUAUAUUUAUUAGCUUUCUGCACUCAU